Akanthomyces muscarius is the source of this 1818-nucleotide messenger RNA. RefSeq lists its product as uncharacterized. Gene Ontology annotation, cellular component: cytosol; nucleus. NCBI's taxonomy places the organism in Eukaryota, Fungi, Ascomycota, Sordariomycetes, Hypocreales, Cordycipitaceae. The transcript has 5 exons. Bases 1 to 1818 code for a protein of 605 amino acids. The record is from RefSeq and is a predicted model, not a curated record.
AUGGCCCAAAUAAACAAACCAACCAGUGACUCGCCGCUGGUAAGACUCAUGGUUCUUGAGACGGACAAACCACAUCCAGAUACGGCAAGCGAUCGCGGGUCGUUCGGACAGAUUGUGCAUCACCACUUCUCCAAGGCCGGCGAGGCGCAUCAUCCCCCAUUGGCUGUUGAGACGGACCAGGUUUUUGUAGUGACGGAACAAGGAGGACGGAUGCCGAAAAAGGAGGAAUUUGAAGGGUAUCAUGGCUUGUUGAUCACAGGAAGCAUGUUUGAUGCUCAUGGGAACAAUCAAUGGAUACUGGAUUUGUUAACAUUACUCAAAGAACUAUGGCUAUCUCGGCCCGAUUUCCACUUCACAGGGGUCUGCUUCGGGCACCAAGUCCUCUCCCGCCUUCUCGGGGGCAAAGUCGCGCCGUCAGCCUCUCAAGACUGGGAACUUGGCCACUGCGAAAUAGAGUUGUCAUCCACAGGCCAGCGUCUCUUUCGUACCCGAGACGCAAAGAUUCAUCUACACCAGAUGCACCAGGAUCAAGUGACGGAGAAGCCCACGGUCAAGUCUGCAGGUGGGUUGCUGCCCGAUGAUGCUGAAAUCGCCGUCUGGGGAGGUAGUGACCACACGCCGGUGCAGGGCUUGUAUAUUCCCAAUAAGCUGUUUACAUCGCAGGCUCAUAUGGCGUUUGACGAGGACAUGGUAAAACGGCAGAUCCAGAUGAGGGUAGAUAAUGGGGGGAUUCAGGAUCUGGAGCAUGCCGAUAAGGCAGCGGAGACGGCGCAUUUGGAGCAUGAUGGGUUAGAGGUUGCCAAGGCGAUUUUGAGAUUGUUCAUGUACGAUGAUGAUGGAAUGGGCCUCGCGGCCAUUGCCUCCGCCUCCAUUGGUGAGCGCGACUCGGCGCCUUACAAAAAGGUCGUCGAGUCCAUCACCUCGUCCGUUGAGAGCCUGGACUCUGCCGUGCAGAGCUACAACGGCAAUGACAAGGGGCCAGUCAUUGACGCCUCCGACGCGCUCGUCAAGUCCCUCGACGACGGCAAGACGACCAUUGACGGCCUCGACAACCUGAGCGCCAGCGACGCCGGGCCCCUCUCCGGCGUCCUCAUGACGCUCAGCAGCAAGAGCCAGACGCUCACCGACGACCUCAAGAGCAAACGCGGCGACGUGGAAAAGGCGAGCGAGUGCGACGCUGUGCGCAAGGCCCUCGGCGACAUCAACACCAGCGCGCAGGCGCUCGUCGAUGCGGCGGUCAGCAAGAUCCCCAAGGGGCUGCAGACGCUCGCGCAGGGGUUCGUGUCCCAGUUUACCAACUCGUUCAAGGACACGCAAGAAUACUUUUCGACGUCCAACUGCAUCAAUGGCGGUGGCGGUGGAAACGGCACCUCGUCGUCGACUGGCGGCUCGGGAAGCUCGACGACCGCGGGCUCGACGACCUCUCCGACUAGUGGGCAGACGACUGCGUCUCCCAGCGGCAAGAGCGGCGCUUAUAUGCUAGCUCCUGUAUGGGGUCUAGGAGCGGUCAUGGCACUGUUUGCCGUCCCAUUGCAUCGCCUCAACAACUGCGGCCAAAGCCUCUACGAAAUGGUUCGUCGAUACUGCGAUGUCGCACCCUCGGAUGACUGCCCGAUGUUACACUGUUACAACACAGACAACUAUGACUUCGUCAACCAGCAGUGUCUCGCGGGCAAUAGUGUCGCGGACAGUCCCAACAACAGGAAACAACUACGUUUCUGCUGCCGCGCCCAUUACUCCGGCUUCUUUAAGUACCUCGAGACCUGCGGCCGUGGCCGUGUUAACGCGGGCUCUGGUCAGAACGACUACUGCGCCUAG